Messenger RNA from Sapajus apella (tufted capuchin), 928 nucleotides. RefSeq names its product myc box-dependent-interacting protein 1-like. The record is from RefSeq and is a predicted model, not a curated record. The transcript has 5 exons. The coding region runs from base 114 to 599 and encodes 161 amino acids. Lineage: Eukaryota; Metazoa; Chordata; Mammalia; Primates; Cebidae. Gene Ontology annotation, molecular function: tau protein binding; phospholipid binding. Gene Ontology annotation, cellular component: plasma membrane; synaptic vesicle; cytoplasm.
GGGGGCAGGAAGGAGAGGGUCAGGGACCGGGUAGGCCACCAGUCUUCUCUUUGCAGACUGAAGGCACCUGGCUGCAGAAGGAUCUCUGGACCUACCUGGCCUCCGUCAAAGCCAUGCACGAGGCCUCCAAGAAGCUGAACGAGUGUCUGCAGGAGGUGUAUGAGCCCGACUGGCCCGGCAGGGUUGAGGCCAACAAGAUCGCAGAGAACAAUGACCUGCUGUGGAUGGAUUACCACCAGAAGCUGGUGGACCAGGCGCUGCUGACCAUGGACACGUACCUGGGCCAAUUCCCCGACAUCAAGUCACGCAUCGCCAAGCGGGGGCGCAAGCUGGUGGACUACGACAGUGCCCGGCACCACUACGAGUCUCUGCAAACCGCCAAAAAGAAGGAUGAAGCCAAAACCGCCAAGCCUGUCUCGCUGCUUGAGAAAGCCGCCCCCCAGUGGUGCCAAGGCAAACUGCAGGCUCAUCUCCUAGCUCAAACUAACCUGCUCCAAAAUCAGGUGAUGCUGGCUUCUAACCUUGCACGUGCCGGUGCCUUCCGGUCUGUGGUCCUGCCCUCUCGCCCUGCGCCACCGGGAUGCAGGGCUGGUGUCUGAGCCCGGCAGGCCGGGCAGGGUGUUUUCAAAGGCCUCUGCUGGGAGAGCUCCUGCUUCAGAGGAGACCUGAAGUCAAAUGGAGGGGUCAGAGAACCGGCUGAGGGGCUCCGUGUGACCUGGGUGGGGACAUACGUGUGCCCGCUUUUCAGCUGCAUCUGUGGUCAUUCCUGGAGACUCCUCUGAGAUCCUAGGUGCUCCAGGCAUGCCUUUGAACCAUUUGCCCUCUGUGAGGGCUCCUUUGGGGAGGGAGGUGACAUCAUCAGGCCCCUGUGCUGCCAUGCCUGUCUCCUUCAAGCCUCAUGACAACUCUGAGAUCAUCUUGAACUUAC